Messenger RNA from Aricia agestis (brown argus), 1550 nucleotides. RefSeq lists its product as uncharacterized. The record is from RefSeq and is a predicted model, not a curated record. Bases 113 to 1465 code for a protein of 450 amino acids. The transcript has 3 exons. Lineage: Eukaryota; Metazoa; Arthropoda; Insecta; Lepidoptera; Lycaenidae.
AAUAUCAUUUUAGUUGAAUAAUUAAAUUUACGUAAAACGCGCAUUAGCAAUCGCUUGAAAUGUUAAGAAUUUAUUUCGAAUCGUGUCGAUAUAAUUACGUGUAACAUCUUUUAUGAGUAGUAAAAACGUAUCGAUAGACAAUAUGGUGGCUAGGACAAGAAAUAAAGCGCUAUCCUGUUCUACCCCAGAACAUUAUGGAGAGGAUUCACCGUCACGAGACAGUGACUCCAUUUACGACUCUGACAGAGGAAGCCCAGUACCUUUCCUAUGUACACAAGAUGGAGCCGAGGGAGAAACUGAUGUUGUUUGGAACUUCUAUACUCCCAAGUGUAACAGUGCUACUUCACAUAACAAAAACAGUACACCUCUCAGUAGAAAAGGAAGAAAAGUGAAACCUAAGUUGAUAAGCAAGUCCUUAACGAAACAGAAAAUUAUAAAGCCAUCCCAAAAACAACAUGAAUUGUAUCAAGAGCUCCUCGAGCUAAAUAGAAAUGUGCAUGAAUAUAUAACUAAAAAGCCACCAAAACCUGAUAAGCCACAUUCAGAAGAAGAUAUCUUCAGUGACAAUAGUGAUAGUUCACCUAAAAGCAUCUUAAGACCCUCCAUGUGCUUAAGAAAAAAUGUGUUAAGUUCUAAAUUUGGAAAAUCAGAGCCUGAAAAUGGCUUAGAAUCAGACGAUUCAAUGAAUGAAUGUUUAUUGAAAGCUAGCCAGAUUGUAGAGGAGAAUGUCUUGCCAGACUAUAAAGCUAAAAGACCCUGCUUAAAUAGGUCUGAAUUUAAAAAUAAAACCAAUACCAACAUUGUGGGAUAUGACUCAAUGGAUUCUAUAUUAAAUAACAUUGAACUAGAAUCUCCGAGUAUAGUUAGAAUAAAAAAAUGUGAAACUCCCAAAAUAAAUAAUGACUCCUUUGAUAAUUUACUAGAAGACUUGAAUGACAGUGCUUUAGAGAGACUUUCACAGGUCCCUCUGAAGAAAGACUGCAAGAAAACACCACUAUCUAAGGGUAACUGGACAUUGAAAGAAUUAGUAGUUCAUGAUAGCAGUCCCAGGACUUCAGUAUUUAGUAGACAUAAUUCAAUGCCUGAGUCACCAACUGCUGCAGACUUAAAUAAGCCUUCCACGAGUGGAACUGCAGGUUUUGGAAGACAUAAGUCUAUGCCAUUCAAUAAAUCCAUUAGCAAAGGUGAUUCUCCAAUUAAAUGUUCCCCAGAUGAAAUUGAGAGAAAACGCAAACAGGCAAGGGAGAAGCUCUUAGCUAAAAGGUUGCUACCUUUUACACAACAGAGUAACCAGGAAAAUACCCAAGUAAAGAGAAGCACUCAAGCUCCUUUACCUACCAGCAGACAGCAAGCCCAAAACAAAAGUAAAGCGACCGAAAUAAAUAAUGCCUCCAAUAUAAAAUGUUUAAUAGAAAAAAAGAGACAAGAAGCACUAUUGCGAUUAAGAAAAAGACUUCAGAAAUGACUGAAUAUUUAUUGUGUUUAAUAAAUAUUCAGUCAUAAGUAUUUUUAAGUUGUUUUGGUUUGAAUAUUGUCAUAAAUCAUAAUAA